CAUCAAACGAGUAAUGCUCAUUGCUAACUUUAUUUUCCUCAAUGAUGUUCCCUUCAUUUGUAGUGAUGGCGAUUUUAUGGUUCCGUUGUGUGAUGAUGGCGUUUAGAGCGUUACAGGAAGCCAUUGACGUUGUCACAGCAUUACCGUAGCUGUUGCAUAAAUCACUCGGUAUACCAGUUGUGCAACACUACCAUGCACAGGAAUAUUUCACAAAUUCUUGAAAUACAACUAUAGGCUAGUAUAACCAGUAGCACAAUCAGGCAAAGUCAUCCUUUUAUCCUUGUAGUUAUGGUAUGCCCAUAGCAGAGGAAAUGACAGUUACGCUAAAUCGUUAGAUCCGAUUUAAGUUUGAUCUCUGCUUACGCAUACAACCAUGCAUUCCCUUGCUUUCCCGAAACACUAUCUGCUGAACACACAAACCCAUCCAUCAAUCAUGAGCGUUACCCAUGAUGUACGAAUAAACGCACGAAAAUGGCCAAUUGGACACUUCCUAUUUAGCGACGGUAUAUUUCCUCCAUCUGUCACUAAUUUAGUUGUAUGACGAAAAGUGCACGAUCGCGGCUACGUCCCAAUAUGGUGGAGAGUUACUAUCAUUAACAUUGUGCAGCAAACGGUUAAUUAAUCCAUAAACGUAACAUGACGUCUUAAAGAGUCUUGGAAAUUCCGGACGGCCAUAACUUUGGUGGCUUGUAUUACUUCAGAUGUUUAAUAUGUGUUUUUCGUAUUCUUUCUCACAUCACACAUCAAAUAAGUAAGAAAAAAAACAGGAAGUCAUCGAAGAGUUAUGCAAGCUCAAGGAUUUUGGAUAUAGUAUACUACAAUUAGUUUAAACUGUUCAAUAUUUAACACUAGAACUACCGGACUAGUAAUUUUGACUGAAACGCUUGAUUUUCGUACGAUUAAUUUAUACUCUUAUUGAAUUUAGCUUUAGUAGAACAAAAUAAACACAUUUCAUCGAUUUAAGCUUGCUGUAGUAGUAAGUUAAUUAGUGUAGUUGAUUCAUAUCCGUACGGAGAGUUUUGCACAGUCUUUGGAAGUUUAAGAACAUUAAAAGAGGGAGAGAAACACACUGUCAACUAAGCAGGAAGUGUUCAAUUGGUGGUGUUCGCGCAUUAUUCAUGCGUACCGAACCGUACCAUACAUUCUCCGUUGCACGAAAGUGAUUCAUAGAUCUACAACGGAAAGAUUUUAAUUUUUCCGUAUGUCUAAAAAUUCCAAUCCGAAAUUGCACUCCGAUUCGUAUAUGCUCCUUAAUCAAUGGAUGUUUCUAUACUUUCCGAACAGUGCUGCAACCAUUCUCCGGAAUCGCUAAAGAUGCACCCAAGUGGUACGCAAACGAUUACAAUCAACAUGAUUGCGAGACAUUCGGAUCAAUUCAAAGAGCAGUUCCGUACGCGAAGGGUGGCACCCAGUAACGUACGUUUACUACGCGUCCGGUCAGUUGUGACUAAAGCAUUGUGACAUUGCAAGUUAACAAUUUUGCGUACUAGGUUGUAAAUCGGUCAGUACCGUUGUGCGGUAGGUCUUCUGGAUGUAGCGAUAGAGCUAGGAUCUGAUUCGACACCAUCCGCUUACGAUACCGGGGUAAUGGUGGUGUUGCAGUACGGGUUCGCAGCAUCAAGAGUCUAGUGUGCAUAACUCAAUGGAUUGAAACAGUGCGACGGGGGUCAAGAGGUUGGAAAUAAAAUUCAGCUCAUACGAAUAUUGUUAAAUGGAUGUGCUGAAAUCGUAACCGAGUAGUCAGACACCCUUUCAGUCGUUUUGAGUGCAUCCAACGGUACGGUUGUGGCAGGCAAUUGUGAACCCAGCCCAGCGCGGUAGACGACGAUCGGGACAGUUUUGGGUUUGUGUUACGCUCGCCAUAUCGCUACAUGGCGGGUUGUCUAGCAAUGGCAAACAUAAGGUACAGGAUUACGCAGGUGUCCGUGAAGUGUUCACGUGGUUUAAACAUGUGUCAAAACCCGAAGCUCUUAGAGUUGAUAACAGCAUUAAGGAACUUCAUCAAUCAACGGUUUCGUUCGUGGGUGCACUUUCGUCCAUCAAUAAGAAUUCUACAAAUUCGACGACUUUUUGAAAUUCUGUGCUCUGCGAUGAAACAUGAUUAUCUGAAACAGUGAAACGUAGCCAUGGCUGUUGUGUAGAUUGCAUGGUAUCGUUAUCGGUGAAUACGCGAUCAAAAUGCAAAUAAAUUCCAAGAAUUUCAGUGAAGACAACAGACGAGAUCGUUCGUGGGAAAUGUAUUGCAAGAGCGAUACUUAACAAUUGUUUCAUCGAAUAAUUUUUUGUCUACGACAACAAUCCUCAUAACAAUAGUACGCUACAUGGAGAAACUGCAAAAACAUUCCAGCGUUCCCAACAUCUUUGCUCGCUUCUUUAAAAGUUUCACGCCGCGUACAGUGAACUACCAAAAUGGCACACUUUACUCUCGCAGUGCGACAUCAUUAAAGCAACACAAUCUUGAACGCGUUGAGCUGCGGCAAGUGUUAAACAGCUUACCCGAACGCCAACAGAAGCGAUGGAUGUCAUUUCAGCAGUUCAUAAUGCACGAACAAAACUAUCUGGACGCAAUGCGCAAAUUGCAAUAUGAGAUCUACGAUGAAUUGUUGCAGAAGGAGUCCAUCAUAGAUUGGGACCUUUCGUACACUAUAUUUGGAACACAUACUAGAAUUUGCAUGCUACAUCAGUUUAUUCAACCAUUGCUGGCGGCAUGCGUGAACGAAUGGCCCGACAGGUAUUUAGCUGGCUGGAUGAUCUGUGCACUACUCGAACAACCUUCGCUUACCCAACUGUACUCAGUGUUCAUAAAAAACUACAGGCUCAUCGUAGCGCUGGUCACUGAUCAAAUGAAUACAAACGAUAUUUUCUCUUGGUUUAUCCAGUCAAAGUUGCGUGACUUUGGCGGAAAACUAAGUUUCAGCGACUAUUUCAUAAUGCCUGUGCAAAGAAUACCACAGGUCGGACUGGAAGUGAAGGAACUGUUAAAAUACACGCCAGAAACAGAUCCAGACUGGGCUUUAAUGGACAGGUGCGUAAAACGGGCCACGUUAUUGGGAGAACAACUAAACGCAUCUAGUGGCAAACAUGAAAUCGUUCAAACUGUGCUGAAUGCGAUAGAGAACGCGGCUGGUGACAGAAGUCGAACCUAUCUCCAUGGUCGCUAUCAGUGCGAGUUGCUGCACAGCGAACAGCUAACGGAGGUGUUCCGCAAUCACACCGGAUCACGGUUUGUCCUGCUGUUAAGCGACAGACUCGUGUGUGCCAAACUUCCAGAAAAGAAGCACAAGCAUGGUCCGAUUGGUGUAUUGAAAUGGGUAAUACCGCUGCAGGAUAUUGUGAUUGAUGGCGAUGAAUUAGAUGCUACAACGAUGUCAUCAUCUAUGGCAAAUGAUGUCUCCUCCAAUUCUUUUAAGCUCAUGAGCGACUUUGGGACAUUAUCUGACAUACGAGAUCUAGUAAGCACGUUCCAAGAACCGCACGUCAAUUUAAGUGUGGAUGCUUGCCGUGCAGAACUGGACAACAUUUGGCAUUCUGUUCUGCAACAAAACGCAAACCAAGAUGAUCCAUGUUUGUUACGCGUAAAAUCAAAGCAUGGUAAAACUCAUACCCUAAAGAUGAAUAAUGCAGACACAAAAAUUGAAUGCAAUGCAAUUCGGCUAGGUCAAUUAGCUUUGCGGCCCGAAAAUUCCCCUGCCUGGUGGAAUAGUACGGUGUACGCACCGUAUGAGCCACUAUUUGUCAAAACGUUUCAAGCGGGUCACCAAGAUGCUAUGGUGACGGGAGGCUGCAGCUACGUGCCGAAUACCAAUUCACGGGCAUAUUCCAACGACCUAUUUCGUGCUUGGUCGAAACAGCAGCAUGUACUGUGGAUUAGCUCGAUAGACAAAAAACAUAACAGUACGGUAUCUCUUUAUACGCACGACCGUAUCAAACAUGUAAUAGCAGAGCGGGCUAGCUUUACUCUGCCUGCCUCUAAAAUUGUAUUUAUCGCAUACGUACCGGAAGGAAUGGUCGGUAACACGCCGACCGAUACAGUGUGGAUUGCAACGCGAUCAAGAAUAUUAAUAUAUUCCGCAACAUUCCCCAUGAUUUCUGACCGGCUGGAAUGCUUUCGGAUCAGAGAUACUCCUAAUCGGAUAUUAUAUCACGCGAAACGAGUGUUCGUUAGUACGGAUACUAACAAGCUACUGAUCUUUUCAAUGACGGACAACGGUGUGUGGGACCUAAAAACACCGCAACUAUGGCAGAACGGUUCUGUCCACGCUAUGGCUAUUGGGAUCUCCAAUGUCUACAUGGCGGUUAAUAACAAUAUUCACAUAUUUGAUAGCGAAACAGGAAAAUUCAUCAACCAGAUCUCAUCCCCGCCAACGUCCCCCGAAGACAGGCGAUGUAUAAACUUUUUGCAGUAUUCGGUGCAUGGACUGUGGGUUGCUCGAGAACGAUCGGGAAUUGUUUCGCUGUAUCAUGCCGAAUACUACCAACAUCUGCUGGAUAUUGAUACUAACAAGCAUAUCAAUCGGUUCCUGUCCGAAAACGCAGAAGAUCCCCUAAACAAACGGACAACGGUGAAAUCCAUCAUAGUAAUCGAUAACAUGUUGUGGAUCGGAACAAGUGCUGGCAUAGUGCUAUCAUUGCACCUACCAAAUUGUGCUAAUGUUCCAAUUAUGACGGAUCAAAUCUCAAUAUCAUAUCAUGGUCACAUUCGGAACGUAAGCAUUAUCAUGCCCCUGCCGUCGCUGAGUGUUCGAAAGAAGAACCACGAAAGCAUCGACAUUGAACCAGCCAUAGUUGAAAGCUUAUUCCAAAACACGAGAAAACCGUCGCGCGAUCUGUGCGCCACAAGUGUAGGCGUUGACGAUGAAAGCUUUACCUUUAUCGACUCAUUCGAUGAUUUUGAUGAACCUGAUUCUAUCUAUUCGAACUUGGAUGAACUCAACGUGUCAAAGGAGUAUACAGCGGUUGAAAAAAAAGAGAGCGAUGUUGAGGAGAAAUUUAAAACAGAAUACAAAACUGAAAACCGUACGCCGUGGACACCCGACUCCAUUUUGAUCGUCACUGGUGGUUAUGAUUAUAUUAAGAGGUCUAACAAAACAUCACAAAACACAUCUUUGCAUGAAUCUUUUCGUAGUCUAAGCGUAGCUAAUAUAGCAGAAUCUUCGAGUAAUUUGAACACUACACCAAUCAACAAAAAUGGAAACAUCAUGCUGUGGGAAAAACAGUCACAAUAGACUGAAAUAUUUGUAUUAAUCAAAUGCGAAAUGUUAUACCAGAUAUAGCUUGUAACUAACAACACUAUAAUUAGAUUUUGUAAUGUAAUGUUACUCUUAUACUUCGUAUGUUAUUGACUGUAUUCGGGGCUGUGACGUAUUCACGUGCUGUAAUUUAACGCUUUCUUUAAAUUUAAUAUUGUUGCUACUGUUUAUGUCAAGAUGUGCAACUUAUAUCAGAAAUAUCAUACUGUAUGAAAGCGAAACGAUUCAGACUACUAAUGUUUAGCUGCUUGCCUUAACAGCACAGUUGUGAUAACUAAAUGAUCUCAAUUACUAACAUAAUAAUGCUGAUCUGAACCGAAAACGAUCGCAACGACUAACGCUUUACUAUUAGUAAUAAUACUGUAUGUGUUAUCAGCAUGUAAAACAAGGUAUAGAUUUUGUAGGAGUAAAUAUAAUCUCAUCGCUAACACAUCGUUAUUAAUAUUUUAUACCGUAUACUAAUCCGGAACAUUGGCGUGUAACUGCUAACCUAGAUAUAAUAAAAACUUCUUAAAUGUUCUUAGAAGUUACGAAUAAGAUCUGUGUUAUGGAAUGUGAAAUAAUACUUGUUUUGAAUAUAUCAUUAAUCUUCCUUUAUUUUAUUGUUGAGCUUUUGCAGAUGCCGCAAUGAAGCAGAAGUACAGUCAAGUGGAUAUCGUUGCUGGUGGAUGAAUGCGUAUGAAUGUGUGACUGGCGUAUUCUUCUUCAACAUCGUACAGUGGACUCCGAUCAAGUACCUCGGCUAUUCGUAUCCGUUCUGGGCUCAUGCCUUCGGCUGGUUUACCGCACUGUCGUCAAUGCUGUGCAUUCCCGGAUACAUGAUCUGGCUGUGGAGAAACACCCCCGGCGAUCGUGCUAACAAAAUUCGACUGAUCGUUCGAAUCGAGGACAGUGUAAGCCAGCUGCGGGAGAGAAUGCAGGCUGAUGCCGAGAAAGGCAUGGAGCUGUAAGGAGCAAAUCUCGUACUAUUCUACUAUUAUAACUACCACCGUCAUCAUCAUGCCGGAUCCAACGAGUACAGUUUGGAACCGCAACGAGCAACCUAGUUGAUUUCCAUCACAAGUGCCGUAUUAUAUGCUUCAAUUGAAAGAAACACGUACAAGCGAUGCUUAAUAGCAAUAUUAACAGACGUGUAAUUCAUGCCUAGCCAAACGAUGAUUGUUGAGUACAUUUCACCCCGCAAUAAUAUGAUAAAAUGUAUCACGUUUUAUUAUUAUGAUUAUAGAUAAGUUAGCAGUCGCAUAUAUUAUAUAGAGUUAUUCGAGAAAGUAGGCUUAGCACGUCUACUCACCCGAACGUACCGGUAAAUGGCGAGGUGGUUUCAUAAUAAAACAACUAAAGAACUCAUUAACCGGGUAAUCGCGACACACAAUUAUCCUCGAAAAUACUGCAAAAAAACAUUUUACGUUACAAACUCUGUAAAACUAGGAAUACAAUUGCACAAAAGAAUUGGUUAGCAAAUGUUGGAACAGGUAAAAAUAACACAGCUUAAGAAAUAUACAGCCGAAUCAAAUCAUUCUUCCUUUUAACGAACAA
Anopheles funestus (African malaria mosquito) is the source of this 6785-nucleotide messenger RNA. Its product is annotated as rho guanine nucleotide exchange factor 17. Lineage: Eukaryota; Metazoa; Arthropoda; Insecta; Diptera; Culicidae. The transcript is spliced from 8 exons. Gene Ontology annotation, biological process: positive regulation of stress fiber assembly; actin cytoskeleton organization. The record is from RefSeq and is a predicted model, not a curated record. Bases 2322 to 5225 code for a protein of 967 amino acids. Gene Ontology annotation, molecular function: guanyl-nucleotide exchange factor activity; protein binding.